CAGUCUUGCUGCAUGCAGACAGCAACAGCAGUACCAGCAUGGCUUACAGUGCGAAAAUCGGUCCGUCCAUCCUGAGCAGCGACCUGUCCUGUCUGGGCAGCGAGUGUGUGCGGAUGAUGGAGAGCGGGGCAGACUACCUGCACCUCGACGUCAUGGACGGGCACUUUGUCCCCAACCUCACAUUUGGACAUCCCAUGGUAGAGUGCCUAAGGAAGUCAGUAGGCCAAGACCCUUUCUUUGACAUGCACAUGAUGGUGUCUCGGCCGGAGCAGUGGGUGAAGCCCAUGGCUGCAGCUGGAGCCAACCAGUAUACAUUCCACAUAGAGUCCACCACCAACCCUGGUAACCUCAUCAAGGAGAUAAGAGAGAGUGGUAUGAAGGUGGGUCUGGCCAUAAAGCCUGGUACCACUGUUGAAGAGCUCGCACCCUGGGCUAACCAGAUCGACAUGGCUCUGGUCAUGACUGUUGAGCCUGGCUUCGGAGGACAGAAGUUCAUGGAGGACAUGAUGCCCAAGGUGAGCUGGUUGAGAAGUCAGUUCCCUUCAUUAGACAUUGAAGUCGAUGGAGGAGUCGGCCCUGACACCAUUCACAAGUGUGCAGAGGCAGGAGCCAACAUGAUCGUGUCAGGCAGCGCUGUGAUCGGCAGCGAGGACCCUCGCUCUGUCAUCGCUCUCCUGCGCACCGUGGUGGCCGAAGCAAUCCAGAAACGCUCGCUGGACCGCUGAGAUGUCGCCUUUGUGACAGCCGAGCCGCCCGUCCCUGCAACACAACACAGCAGCCAGUGGAACGACUCAAUAUGGACAUUUCUGGGGUUGAGGCCAGGGGUCACGGUCGGAGCAGGGGGCUGCUGGCCAAAUUCAAAUCACUUUGGUGUGAGUGAAGCUGCACCGUGCCUCUACAAAACUUUUUGAACUUCAUUCUGUUCUGCCACAAUCUCCUCUCUGAACAGUUAAAACAAAGCGAGUCUCAUCGCAGCACGGGGACAACCAUUAAGACUGGAGCUGACGCCAUGCUGAUUUUACAUCUGUAAACAUUCCUGAGUAUUGUUUGACACUGUUUUAACUAUAAAAUAAUUAUGGAAAUAAAAUGGUCCAAGGAGCACCGUGUUUAGCAUAUGUUCAGUUUUGCAAAUAAUGUUCUGACUUCCAUCCAAAAUUAUGUUUCAUAUCUCAUUCUCUAUGUUGUUUAAAUUAACCAUUUACAAUUUGCUGCACUACUGAGCAUAAAAAUAUACACUUCUAAAAUCCAUGAUUUUUGGUUUUGCAGAUUAAAAGACUCCAAUGAA
Messenger RNA from Centropristis striata (black sea bass), 1285 nucleotides. It is a transcript of the gene rpe, whose product is annotated as ribulose-5-phosphate-3-epimerase. The coding region runs from base 39 to 725 and encodes 228 amino acids. Gene Ontology annotation, cellular component: cytosol. Gene Ontology annotation, molecular function: metal ion binding; D-ribulose-phosphate 3-epimerase activity. The transcript has 6 exons. Gene Ontology annotation, biological process: carbohydrate metabolic process; pentose-phosphate shunt, non-oxidative branch; pentose-phosphate shunt. The record is from RefSeq and is a predicted model, not a curated record. Lineage: Eukaryota; Metazoa; Chordata; Actinopteri; Perciformes; Serranidae.